GCGCUGCUCUGCUGAGGAAGUGCUUUAACCAAAGAAAUUUCAACCAUCGUCAUCGCCCCGGAAUCAACCACAACUUCCAUCACGAACCAACCGGCCUCACGUACACCCCGUCAACUUCACGAGUUCAUCACAAUCAACCACAUCCCAAAAUGGACGCCCUUACCAAGACCGAGGAGGCCCAGCUUCAGCAGAGACUUCAGAAGCGCCAGGUCAAGGAGUUCAUGAACCUCUUUGGCAACCUCGUCGACCACUGCUUCACCUCGUGCAUUGACGACUUCACCUCAAAGUCCCUCUCCUCCCGCGAGACUGGCUGCAUCACCCGCUGCAUCCAGAAGCAGAUGUUCUCCCAGCAGCGCCUCAGCGAGCGCUUCCAGGAGCACAACGCCCAGAUGACGGCCCAGAUGCAGGGACAGUAAAAUCACAGUCGAGAAAAAUUUCAAAUGAUGUAAAAAAAGAAGAGAGAAGAGAAUGGGCACGCCGACGGUGUUCGAUAGAGCGAGCACGCGCGCGCGCUGAUGUAACAUUAUUCCCAGCAAGGCAGGCAGACAAGCCCAGUCUAAGAGGAGAAGGCACUGGGAUUUACAACAUUUACCACACACGAUCUCCAACUUAACGAAGCCAGGCGAGUAGGUUGGGAAUGACAACCGCGAACGGGGAGGGUUUCAUGUAUAUUACAUUAUGUUUACUGUCUUCUUUCUCCCGGCCGGUGGACAGAAGACGUGGCAUAGCACUUCUUCGCGGGUUUGGAAUAAACACCGCUAAAUGAAGGGAGAAACGAAUGCACAAAAUAUCUACUCCAUGAGCCGU
Messenger RNA from Colletotrichum acutatum, 807 nucleotides. Its product is annotated as Tim10/DDP family zinc finger protein. The transcript has 3 exons. The record is from RefSeq and is a predicted model, not a curated record. Bases 150 to 416 code for a protein of 88 amino acids. NCBI's taxonomy places the organism in Eukaryota, Fungi, Ascomycota, Sordariomycetes, Glomerellales, Glomerellaceae.